Dunckerocampus dactyliophorus (ringed pipefish) is the source of this 2805-nucleotide messenger RNA. Its product is annotated as prolyl 4-hydroxylase subunit alpha-1-like. Gene Ontology annotation, cellular component: endoplasmic reticulum. The transcript is spliced from 15 exons. Lineage: Eukaryota; Metazoa; Chordata; Actinopteri; Syngnathiformes; Syngnathidae. Bases 261 to 1844 code for a protein of 527 amino acids. Gene Ontology annotation, biological process: peptidyl-proline hydroxylation to 4-hydroxy-L-proline. The record is from RefSeq and is a predicted model, not a curated record. Gene Ontology annotation, molecular function: L-ascorbic acid binding; procollagen-proline 4-dioxygenase activity; iron ion binding.
UGGGACGGAGUGACUAGCUGUUCGGUAUUCAGUGCGGUUCCCGCCUGACGAGCUCGUCGCUCCAUCUUGGUUUUUGUAUUUAGUCGUUAGUUUUGGCUCCUAAAAUUUUGUCUAACUUUUUGAACAGUUUUUGUAGCCCCUUGCCGUUUCGCUGUCAACAUUUAAUACCAUUAUUUUGUUUUUUCCUUCGCCUGUGUGUGUGCAUCCGGUGUCCAUUUACUGACGUCCUUUUAACCAGUCGUCACAGAACCGGUCAAAACAUGAUGGCAGUCUGUUGCUUGUUGUUGAUCUUCAUCACCUCCUCCUCCGCCCUCAAUGAGUUCUUCACAUCCAUUGGUCACAUGACUGACCUCCUGUACACAGAGAAGGACCUGGUUGCCUCGCUGAAGGAUUACAUCCAAGCUGAGGAGAACAAGUUGGAGCAGAUUAAAAAGUGGGCUGAGCAGCUGGACGACCUCUCCACUGCUGCCAUCCGGGACCCCGAAGGCUUCCUGGGCCAUCCUGUGAACGCCUUUAAAUUGAUGAAGCGGCUGAGCAGAGAGUGGGGCGAGUUGGAGAACCUGGUGCUCACCAACGUGUCUGACGGUUUCAUUUCCAACCUCACCAUCAGGAGGCAGCACUUCCCCAACGAAGUGGACCAGGCCGGUGUGGCCGAAGCCCUGCUGAGGUUGCAGGACACGUACAAGCUGGACACCGACACCCUCGCCAAAGGAGAGCUGCCAGGAAGCUCCUCCCUCCACGGCACCUUGACGGCGGACGACUGCUACGACCUCGCCAAGGUGGCGCUUCAGGAGGAGGACUUCUACCACACGGAGCUGUGGAUGUCCCAGGCUCUGAGGCAGCUUGACCAGGGGGAGCCGCCCGGCGCCGUGGAUGCAGUCACCAUCCUGGACUACCUCAGCUACUCCCUCUACCAGCAGGGGGAGCUGGAGAGCGCGCUGGAGUUCACCAAGCGGCUGCUGCAGCUGGAUCCCAGCGAAAAGCGAGCUCAAACAAACCUUCGCUACUUUGAGUAUCACCUGGAGAAGCUGGAGAAUGGUGAAGAGACCGAGGAGACGCUCAGGAUGGGUCGAGUUGUCCCAAACCUGGAGGAGAACAAGAUGUAUGAGAAGCUUUGUCGUGGCAAGAGCGCUGAAAUGACUCCACGCAGGCAGAGUCGCCUCUUUUGCCGUUACUGUGACGGCAGUCGCCAUCCGAGGUUCGUGAUCGGUCCUGUGAAAGAGGAAGACGAAUGGGACCGUCCCCGCAUUGUCCGAUAUCACGACAUAGCGACGGACGAGGAGAUUGACAAGUUGAAAGAGCUGGCCAAACCCAGGCUAAGGCGUUCCCUAGUGGUCGACAGUCAGUCAGGCCGUUCUCAUGAGGCCAGGUACAGAAUCUCAGAGAACGCCUGGCUGGGACAACACGAGCAUCCUGUGGUGGACCUGAUGGCCCAGAGGAUUGGGGACGUCACCGGCUUGGAUGUGUCCACAGCAGAGCAGCUGCAGGUGGCAAACUAUGGCGUGGGAGGACAGUAUGAACCACAUUAUGAUUUUAAUCGGGAGGAUGAGCCUGACUCCUUUGCAGCGCUUGGAACGGGAAACCGAAUCGCCACCUGGCUGCUUUACAUGAGCGACGUGCAGGCAGGGGGCGCCACAGUCUUCACGGAUGCAGGAGCUGCUGUCUGGCCCAAGAAGGGGACGGCGGUGUUCUGGUACAAUCUUCACCCCAGCGGAGAGGGAGACUAUCGGACCAGACACGCCUCCUGUCCCGUCCUCGUAGGAAGCAAGUGGGUGGCCAACAUGUGGCUACAUGAACGAGGGCAAGAGUUCAGGCGGCGUUGUCCUCUCCGAAGGUCCAAGUGAGCACGUAUCAACUGGUUUACAAAUUAAACCAAGAGGAAUCCGCUUUGUAUCAGUGUGUUACCGUGACCACCGCCAUCUGUUGUGCGGCGAACAAUAAACGGUUAGCUGUGAUCACAUGUUUUGGAGACUCGCUGCUUGUUUUUCUCACUAAUCAAUUAUCGGAGCUUUUGCAGAUGAUCUUUUGGUUGACUUAAAAAAAAAAAGUCUGCCUUUGGGUUAUUUUGGAUCAGCUCCACCCCUUCUUUUUCCUCCGUGAGUGCCUGCGUCCGCCUGUCCCAGUAUGUGAGAACAUGCCCAUCUGUCCAUGAUAGUGUGGCAAUACAGACACGGGACACGGACUAGACAGACUACAGUACAGUAAUUAAUCCCUUGUUAAUUGCGGUUAAUUGGUUCGUGAAUUCCCACAAAGUAGGAUUCCUUAUUUAUAAAUUGAAUAUUUUUGUAGCACAUAAAGCAUAGAAAAUCUGUUUAUGGCCUUCUAAAUAUGGUUUUUGACAUUAUUAGAGCCCUCUAGACAUGACAUAACACCCCUAUUCACACACCUAUUACCCAAUACAAUAGACAUAAGAGAAAAUAAAACAUUUAAGACAUAAAUAAGACUUGUGCUCACGUGUUUUGCUCUAAAUGUGUUGCGGUGCUGGGAGCUGAGUGGGGGUGGACAGGAAGUGAUGUCAGGGGUGUACGGACUUUUACCACUGAGGGCCAUAUAGUGAAAAAUGAAAGGAUGCAACUUUGCCACUUUGAUAUUUUGUAAAGCAACACACGUACAGUAGAUAUCCUAAAACUGCAUCUCAGCUUUGUCAUGUACGUGAAAAAGCAUAUUAACAUCAACUUCACUCUAUGCUCCCCCCCCCAUUUUUGCUGGGAGUUUUUUAUUUUCCAAAUAUUUGAACUUCUUAAAUCUUCAUAAAUGUUGUUCUUGUAAUAUUGACUUUAUUCCCACAAUAUUGUGACUUUUUUC